Molecule: messenger RNA, 3791 nt
Organism: Erigeron canadensis
Lineage: Eukaryota; Viridiplantae; Streptophyta; Magnoliopsida; Asterales; Asteraceae
Product: interaptin-like
Exons: 10
Coding region: 1-3588 (1195 amino acids)
Source: RefSeq, a predicted model, not a curated record
AUGUUUCAAGCACAAAGAAACGGGAAGUCGCAGAGCUCAGGAGAGAGGAUUGAUUUCAAAUUUACAAACUUUCAAGCUCUUCAGGUACCAAAGGUAUGGGACAAACUUUUAGUAUCGAUAAUCUCAGUGGAAACAGGAAAAACAAUUGCACGAUCAAAUAAAGCUCUGGUGAGAAAUGGGAGUUGUCAAUGGACAGAAACGAUAUCCGAGUCUAUUUGGAUUUCACAUUAUGACUCUUCAAAAGAGCUUGAAGAACAUCUUUUCAAGUUUGUUGUUUCCAUGGGGUCUGCGAGAUCUGGUAUUCUUGGUGAGGCAACCGUCAAUAUUGCUCGUUACUAUACAAGUUCAAGAUCAUCUGCCCCAGUUUCAUUGCCAUUGAAAAAAUGCAGCUACGGUACAAUUUUACAGGUCAAAAUCCAAUGUCUAACACCAAGAACAAAACUAAGGUACAUUACUAUGGUAAUUGAAGAUUAUGAUGAUGCGGGUAGCAAAUCACUUGAGUCUGCUGCCUCUCUUAACCUCAGUGCUAAAUCCUCUUCAAGUCAAGACCUGGCUCCCACUUCACUUCUUGAAAGAAUCAAAAAAAUGGAAAAAACUUAUGAGCCAUCUGGGUCAAAUCAAAACAAUGAUUCGGAUGAAUAUUCUUUAGAAAAGGAGAGGUUCUAUCGAAAAAGUCAUACGAAUGGAAUCAAGAACAAUCUUAAUGCAAGCUCCCGAAACAGUUCUCCUCGAAGUAAUUACCAAAUUGAAGAAGAGCUUUCCAUGUCAAAAUCAAACAACUCAUCUUUCAAAUCAAGAAUAACCCAUGACGAACAAGAACAAUCUUAUGAAGAAACCCCUCCAGCUGUUCUUCCCACAUCAUCUGUGACGAAUGUUGGUGCUUCAAAAAACCUUCUUGAAGCAGCUGAAGACACAAUUGAAGAGCUUCGUGAUGAGGCCAAAAGAUGGGAGAGAAAUUCACAGAAGUUAAUGCUCGAUUUGGAGAUUUUAAAAGAGAAAUUCUCCGAUCAGUCAAAAAAUCUGGCUGAAGUUCAAAUGGAGCUUUCUACAGCACAUGCUGAACGUGAUGGAAUGAAGAAAGAAGUUGAUCAUAUAAAGAUGCUGCUAGAAGAAUCGGUGCUCAGACAAAAGGCCACAGUGGAAUCAAGGUCAACGUAUAACUCUGAGGGUCAAAGCCAACUUCUAAAGGAACUUGAAAACGAGCUAAAAUCUCACAAAACAUCGAAUACUGAUUUGGCUCAACAACUAAAGAGAAAUCAAGAGUCGAAUAUAGAGCUUGUGUGUAUUCUUCAAGAACUGGAGGAAAUGACUGAAACGCAAAAGGCGGAAAUUGAAGAACUUUUGGUGGUCAAGUCAAAGUUUAGCGAUUUAGAGAAGUCUUUCAACAACAAUUUGGUGGAAACCAGAAGCUUACAACUUAAAUUGCAACAAAUGGAGGAAUCAGAGAAGACUUUACAUGCUAAUUUGCAGAUCCUUGAACAAGCAUUAGAAAACAAAAUCAGUGAUUUAGAACACGAGCGAACUUCAAGUAGUCAAACUAUUUCAGUUCUUGAAAAGGAAUACAAAACUACCUUAUCUAUCAAAGAAGAAGAUAUCAGCAAUUUGGAGUUGAAGCUAUCAUCAUGUAUAAAGGAAAGCAAGGAUAUUGAAGCAGAUCAAAUGCAGGAAAUCCAAAGUUUGAAACAAAAAGUUAGUGAGAUUGAAAAAGAAUGUAGUGAGCUAACGAAUGAAAACUUUGAACUUCUUUGUGAGCUUAAAGAAUCAAAGAAAAUUCUACAAGAAAACAUGGAAGAUGCUUUGAAUGAAAGCAAUAUAACCUCUAAAUGUUUGGAUAAUUUAAGAAAUGAUCUUAUGGUGCUUAGCAGCAGUGUUGAUUCACAAGUUUCUGCUAACAAGUUACUUGAACGGAAAGCGUUGGAUCUUGAAAAAGCUAAGGGUGAAGUCGAGCUUCGCUUGUUUGAAAUGGAAGAAAAAAACAUCAAGUUAUUGGAACGUGUGUCUGAAUUAGAAAGUGAAGUAAGAUGGGUCAAAAACGAGCAUGAAAAGAUCCAAAUGGAAUUUGUGAAAUCUGAAAAGGAGAAACUGCAAGAAUCUGCUGAGAAUCUCAUUGAGGAAUGCAAUACUCUUCAGAAGUCGUAUGAAGAUAUGACAAAGGGAAAGUCAAAGUUGUAUGAAGAAUGUUCACGUUUAGAGAUAGAAUUAAAGGAAGCCAGCAAGAAUUUGGUUAUUUCUUCUGAGAGGGUAGCCGAUUUAGAAGAAAAGAAUUCUUCUAUGCUGGAAGAACAUAUGUUUAAAGAAAAGAGUCUUUCUUCACAUUUGGAUGAACUUAAUCAAGAAAACUGGAAACUAAAAGAAAAGGUUACAAUGGAAGAAAGUUUGUUGAACCAAAUGUACUUAGAGAAGACAGCCGAGAUUGAAAGUUUCCAAAAAGAGGUGGAACAACUCAAAGAAGAAAUGUCAGAAGCUUUACAAGAAAUCAAAAGCUUAAGUUCCGAGAAAUCCAAAUUAGAAUCUUCUCUCAAAGAAGUUAAUUCAAGAAGAGAAGUGACUGAAAAUGAGCUUCAAACUCUUCGUGAGGAAUCUGAAUUGAAGAUUCGAGAUCUAACAGCCGAGCUUGCUUCUAUAAAACAAAACUAUAAGAAGCUGACUGCUGAUCACGAAAAAAAGUCAAAGUUGUUAAGUGGUUACAGAACCAGAGAAGAGCGGAGAAAGACAAUGGAGAAUGAUCUUGAACUUAAACUUACAAUUUCUGAAUAUGAACGCCAACAACUCAUUGAGGAAGCUGCAAAUCUAAAAGAUAAGAUGCAUAAAACUUUGAAUCUUGAAAAUGAAUUAUUGGAUCAUAAACAAAAGCUUGAUAAGUUAAAGAACGAAAAGAGUUAUCUUGAAGCUUCUCUUCGUUCAGUUUCAAGUAGUUUUGAAGAGCUUAAUGCUGAGAAGGUGUCUCUUCUGAAAAAGAUGUCCGAGCAUGAAGAUUGUAAAAGUCAGAGAAAAGCAUUGGAAGAAAAGCUAAUGAAAGUAGAGGGGGAUGUAACGGCUAAAAGUGCAUCCCGUCUGCAGGAUGCAGAUAUGAAAAACGAGAUUAGCAGGAUCAAGAGUGUUAAUUUGCAGUAUCAACUGAAAGUUCAACAGCUUGAAGGGGAAAAGAAUGAAUUCAUAAAGAAAGUCCAUGCUCUCGAGGAAGAUCUAAAACUACUUUCAGCCAAAACUAAAAUGGGUGGUCUUGAGAUUCGUUCACAAGAAGAUAUUGAUUAUGCUGCCAAAAUAGAGAUGCUUGAAGCAGAACUUGAUGAGGCUCUCGAUGCAAAUAACAAGUACAGAGUUCAACUUCAAAGGCUAAAGACAGAGGGGCGUAAUAGUCUUUCAUCAGUUCCUGGGAAAUCAAAGGUUGAAGGUGAAGUAGUAACCAAAGAAAGAUUUGAACGGACAAAGUCAUCUCUGGAGACAGAGCUUAAAGACCUCCGUGACCGUUAUCUUGAGAUGAGCCUAAAGUAUGCUGAAGUAGAAGCCGAAAGAGAAGAUCUUGUAAUGCAGUUAAAAACAAACAGCAGUACUAGGAAACGAUUCCAAUUCAUUGACAACCCAUGACAAGUAGUAGAAAUUUAUAUUCUGAAGUGCUAGUAAGUCUAUACACGAACACUAAAUAAUCACUGAGGCACGGCUGACACGAAUGUUGGCAAGUGCGUCGCUAGAGUAAGUACGUUGCCAUAACAAAGAAAUGUUAUUAUCAUAAGAUUUACUCAUCUUACUUUGGUACAUUUUUCUAGUAAUAGAAUGUAUGAUUUUGCUAA